AUGAACGUUGCAGUGCCUCUCGAAGGUACCUCUACCGUAGAACCAGUUACGUGUCCUAUUUCGGACGGCCCCUAUCUAGGUCCCAAUGACGUCAUUGAUACUCCUAUCAAACGGGACAGUUCUACCAUGCUGCCCUUUACGACUCUAACACGAUGCCGGCUCGAAACUAUCAAUGCUAUGGGUAAAGAGAUGAAAGGGUACUUCGUCGGCCCGAUGCCAGCUGGGGACUUUCUCCAGGAAUUUUUACCAACUUCUCAGAUUCCCGAUUAUGAUCCUUCGUCCUUCACUUCAGCCUUCGCUGUUGGCGCAUUCAACCGCACGGUCUCUGUUAGAAAUGAGGAACAUGCUUACACACCCUUCAUUAACGCCAUCAAACCUUUCGCUCCUCAACUGUCGUUUGUCGACACUCACAAAUACGAAGACACGAAAAACUGUUCGAAAUUAAAUUCAAAGGUAUUCAACAUUAAGCCGGACGUCUGCGUGUAUCCCGAUGGAUGCGAACCUUCAUCUCCCAACUGUGAUGUUUCUACCACAGAAAUCAUCAUAGAAUUCAAAUGGUCACCCUCACACGACGCAUUCCGUCAACCUGGAGCUGAUAGCCUCGUGUCCCAGACGGAGAAGGGUAUGGACACCCUGGGACAAAUAACGAGUUAUACUGCAGCUCAGCUCGGCACCCAGUUCCGUACCCACGUAUUCUCUGUCCUAAUCGUGCGUGAUCGCGCUCGGAUCAUCAGAUGGGAUAGGGAGGGGGCUAUCGUCACCAGCCCCAUCGACUACAAUAACGAGCCACACUUGGCUGACUUCUUCUAUCGUUACGCACGGGCAUCGCCUGAAAUGCGUGGUGUUGAUACUUCCGUCACGCUUGCUGGCGACGAGGAGGCCGACCUCGCAAGGUCACGGCUAAAUAUCCCCAGUACCACUCGUAUGUUCAAAGUCGAUGUCCCUCAUGUCGAGGGCUCUGGCUCGGUGACAUUGGUCUUUCCCCAACCUGUUACUGAAACCUCACUCGCCUGUUGGCCGCUGGACACGCGCAUGUCCGGCAUUCGAUCUUGUCUACAAGAAGCUCGUGAUGCUCAAGGACUCUUGGCGGUUGCCCAUAUUCCAAAGUGUAUUGCAUAUCAUGAUGUACCCCCCUCUAUCGCUCAGCAAUCUACUCAAACUGCCAAGUUCGGCAGUGCUGAAUGGGCACUUCCCCACUUGCCUCUCACUCCGCACACUCAUCACCGUCUGGCCCUCGAUAUUGUGGGCAAAAAUUUGACCGAGUUUGAGAGUUCUCAUCAACUCGUUUCGUCUGUGCGUGAUGCACUGAUUGCUCACAAGGAUGCAUUUGAACUCGCGAAGGUGCUCCAUCGAGACCUCAGUGUUGGAAACGUCGUCAUCUACAAAGGGAAGGGCUACCUGAUUGACUGGGACCUCGCAAAGUUGGUUAACAUUAACGGUCCCCGACAAACGACACGCACGGGAACUUGGCAAUUCAUGUCUGCAUACCUCGUCGAGCAUAAAUAUGCCAUACACUCGGUCAAGGAUGACCUUGAGUCCAGUUUUUACGUCGUUCUGUGGACGACUCUUAAGUACAAGGAGACGUACAUGGACAUCGUUCGCCGGACAUCACUCAUAACACAGGUCUUCGAAACCAAUCCCGGAUCAUCCUCGAAAGCAGAUUGGCUCAUCGGGAGAAGCAAUCUUCCCAAUCUUAUGUAUGUCGACUGCAAACCGCUCGACAGUCUCAUCCAUGCACUCGCUGAGUUCUUCUCGCAUCGGUACACGCGGGUCACUGAGCAUCAGCAGACGGUAUAUAAUAAAUUCCGGCUCGCACACGAGAAAGCGACGCGAAAUGUCCCUGUCGUACAAGACCUGUUGGCAGCUUCAUAUGCGCUCAUGACGGACUCCCCUGUUUACCAGAAGGAGAUAGGUAUGAAGGUCCUGGGCUCACACGACACCGUGAUAGGCAUUUUCAACGAUCAUCUUGAUUUAUCCGGUUGGCCUGUCGCAGACUCUGCCGUUCUGCAAAAACUCAAGUCGGAAGAGAAGUACGAACCAGUCUUGGUCACGAAGUCCCAGUCGUUAUUUGCCUCAGGGGUAGAAAUCACAGUGUCUGGCAAGCGGCGUAGGCUAGAUAAUGCGGACGAUGAUGGUGAUGAUCUCAGCUCGAUAGCUGACCUGGAUGCACUUACGUCCCUUACUUAA
This is a messenger RNA of Suillus subalutaceus, 2187 nucleotides long. RefSeq lists its product as uncharacterized. The coding region runs from base 1 to 2187 and encodes 728 amino acids. The transcript is spliced from 5 exons. NCBI's taxonomy places the organism in Eukaryota, Fungi, Basidiomycota, Agaricomycetes, Boletales, Suillaceae. The record is from RefSeq and is a predicted model, not a curated record.